Messenger RNA from Parnassius apollo (apollo), 1728 nucleotides. The record is from the annotation of a GenBank genome assembly. Lineage: Eukaryota; Metazoa; Arthropoda; Insecta; Lepidoptera; Papilionidae.
AUGUCAGCUAGCAGAUUAGACGCUGUUUACCGAAGUAUACUCCUAACCAAAUUUUUCACAAAAGGUUGGGGCAAGCCAGAAAAUUUGCGGAGGUUAUUUGAAUUCAGAAAAGUAGUAUCAAACCGGGAUGAAUGCUUCAAUUUGGUUGAAAGGGACUACCCUGUAACUAUAACUAAGGAACAAAAUCUCACAGACUGUAAGCUAGUAGAGGGAUACUUUCUCACACCACUGGAAAGAUAUCUUCCUGGGAUAGUUCCUGAAAUUGCACAGAAAGCUCAUUUUCAAGCUCUGCUUCCAGUACAUUGGCCUGAGCCAGGCUGCAAACCAGUAUGCUUACAUCUUGCUGGUACAGGUGAUCAUUUUUUCUGGCGCCGGAGAAAUCUAAUGGUGAAGCCUUUGUUAAAAGAAGCAGCUAUUGGCGGAAUUAUAUUGGAGAAUCCAUUUUAUGGACUUCGUAAGCCCACAGAUCAAGUUCGAUCUUCCCUGCAUAACGUGUCGGACAUUUUUGUGAUGGGAGGAUGUCUGAUUCUGGAAUCGCUGGUGCUUUUUCAUUGGUGUGAACGUAAUGGACUUGGUCCGUUAGGCGUUACCGGACUUUCUAUGGGUGGACAUAUGGCGUCACUGGCAGCAACAAAUUGGCCAAAGCCCAUGGUGCUAGUUCCUUGUCUCUCUUGGUCUACUGCUUCAGCUGUAUUCUUACAGGGAGUUAUGUCACAUUCGAUAAACUGGGAUUUACUUGAGGACCAAUACUUAUCAGAUGGAGUUUACAGAGAAAAGCUGUCCAAAAUGGUCACUAUAGUAGACGAGGCAUUCUUGGCUGGGAAAAAGUUUGCUCGCACUUACUCUGAGAAUGUACAAAACGAGAAACAAGAGAAUAUAAAUAUAACAGAAUUGAGUGACGCAAAAGUACCUAUUAAAAUAACACAUACUGAAAGUUUAAGUGAAGAGUUAAGAAAGAUGCAAGGUGAAAAUAAAAUUAGUAAAGCGCUGUAUGAUAAACUUACAUCUAAUACAACAUUUGAGUUAGACGCCCAAGAUAUAUCAGAGAUAAAUAAAUUAAAUAAAAAUGAACUAAAAAACUUUCUAUUCAAAUAUAGAGUCGAUGAUCAUGUAAAAAGUAUUGCCAUUAAAUCACCUAAAGAACAUCUAGAAGAUACGAAAACAGACGGCAAUAAAAAUUUGAUCAAUACUGAAAAAGUUAGUAGAAAAUCGCCAAAUAUGCACGUGCAUGAUUCAGGCAAUGGCACUAAAACUGAAAAUAAAGAAAAAGUUAACGAAACCAGUAAACAUUCUGAUGAAAUCGAGUAUAAAGAAUUCAAACCAGAGAAAAAGACGUGGAAUGUAUCAGAAAUAACUUCGGAUUUUUGGACAAGCUUACCGUUUCUAAAGUCAUCGGGGAAGAAAAUAGAUAUAGGAAAGAUACAUUGGAGGGACAGAGAAGCUUUGCAGUUCAUGAGAGGCAUUAUGGAUGAAUGUACCCAUUUGAGCAAUUUCUCGGUACCAUAUGAUACCUCUUUGAUUAUUGCUGUGUGCGCCAAACAUGACGCGUAUGUACCUAGAGAGGACGUGGGUCGACUGGAAGAGAUAUGGCCCGGAGCAGAAGUGCGUUACGUCGACGCUGGACACGUGUCUGCUUACAUACUGCAUCAGUCAGUCUUUAGGGCCUGCAUAAAAGAAGCAUUCGAACGUUCAAAGAAAAAAUGGAAAGACGGAAAACACAUCGAAUGA